This is a messenger RNA of Psylliodes chrysocephalus, 432 nucleotides long. The record is from the annotation of a GenBank genome assembly. Lineage: Eukaryota; Metazoa; Arthropoda; Insecta; Coleoptera; Chrysomelidae.
GAAGACCUAAAUGUCACCAAGAAUCGUCGAUUAAAAUGGAGCAGAGAGAUGAACCAAGAAAUAGUUAAAACAUUUCUGCUAAUUAACGACUGUAGAGAUGAUCCGCUUCCAGGAUGGAGACAAAAAUUACACAAGGAAAUUAAUAAGCUGUACCCAAACUUAGAACUAUCUGAACAAAAUACUGCCGAUAGACUGCGUGCUAUAUACUCUAGAAAACUGUUAUCAGUAUUAGAUAUAGAUAAACUGCGCCGUGAAGCUGGCAACCAAAUAUAUAACCAGCAAAUUAAAGAAAGUGUUCAAACCAAUAUGCAAGAAGAAUUACCGGAAACAGAACAUCAAGAGCAAAUUCACAAAAUAAACCAAAAAUUUGAAGAAAAUUUUGAGCUCUUCGAAAACACAAAUCCCGAAAUCGACCAUGCCUACCACAAUUGA